AUGAACUCGAUUUUCCGUUUGGAAGCAUGUUCCGUUUCCCCGAUGAACACGCCAAAGAAGUUCAACCAGAAUGCAAAAAACGCUGUAAGAAAAAUUGAUUCGAUUUUUGCAGAACGUAUCGUGAAGUGGUAUCCGGCGGCGAGAGCUUAUCGUUUCGACGGCCCAAAAUUGGCCGUCGAUUGUGGAUUUCUCGGCGAUUUGUCCCCGCGCGGCUUGCAGUUGACCGUCCUCCAACUCAAGUAUCUCGUCUCCCAAAACCGGGAUUUUAGGUCUAAAGAAGAUAUUUUUCUCCUUAAAUUCAAUUCGUGUCAGAUCUCCCUGGCCUAUGCAUUUCGUGAACUUUGACCAGAACAAUCAAAGUCUCCUGGCGGCCGAGGACAAACACCUGGGCAUUUUACACUCGAAAAACUCGAUUGGAGCCGUCGUGUCCUCCUCCUCAUUGGCUGAGAAUUUCGACAGAAAUCGGGUCGUUUACCUCAGUCCCGACGCCGAUGAAGAACUCGAGUCCGUGGAGGAUGGUCAUGUAGGUUUUUGGGAUCUGGUUGGCCGUGAGAAGAGUUGGAAAAUAUGAUUUUUCCUACGAAAAAGGAAAAAAGAAAGACCAAUGUGUCUGCGUAAACCUUGGCUGUGCAUACACCGCCACGCGAAACUUCAUCAUCACACGGCAUUUUUUGUUAAUAAAAGCCAAAACUACGGAGUCGGUGAAUUACAAGCGCGAAUAACAGGUCAUAUUAAAGGCGCAUGCGGUAGCAUCAGCAUGGGUCUUGAGAAGAAUCGACCAAUUUGCAAGGGGGCUAAAAGGAUUGCACACUACACACGAUACUUUACGGAAAAGAGUAAUGAGUUCAGAGAGCACGGUAAUCUUGGAGAGACUAGACUGGUACUCUCCUCGUUCUACACACUGUCUGAGGACCUGCGCAUAGACAUGCCAUUUUCUGUUGAAUUUCGGCGUGGGUUUUUGAAGAGUGCAUAAAAAGUGGAGUGCGGAGGCUCUUAGACACUUCUCUGGUUGUUAGAGAGUGCGUAAAUUGUGGAGUGUACAAGGUGUCUGGUCUCUCUAUGGUUACCGUGCUCUCUAGACGGAUGUUAGCGCGCUGUACUGUCGUUUUUCUUAGGAGUUGGAAGUGCUAUUGCGCUAGGUUGUGAGCCUGUCUACGGUCCAAGGGGUCACAAGUUCAAUCCCUGCCGCGACAUGAGCAAGGGCUGAGACAGGCCGCAUAAAUCAGUGUAGAGAUCACGGUAAACUCGGAGAGACCAGACUAGUACUCUCCUCGUUCUACACACUAUCUAAGGAGAUGCCAUUUUUCUUUGAAUAGGGUCGUUAGAGACUGUGUAGAAAGUGGAGCGUGCAGGUCCAUAGACAGUGCGUAGAACGUGGAUUGUACAAUUCUGAUAUCUCCAAUUUACAGUGCUCUCUAAGCUGAUGAAUGCGCUGCCCUGCCGUUUUUCUAGACCCUGCAAUACAGGCUAUAUCAGUUUAGAGAACACGGUAAACUUGGAGAGACCAGACUAUACUCUCCUCGUUCUACACACUAUCUAAGGAGAUGCUAUUUUCCUUUGAAUUGGGUGCAGGCCCUCAGACAGUGCGUAGAAAGUGGAGCGUGCAGGUUUUUAGACAGUGCGUAAGGUGUGGACUGCACGGUUCUGGUAUCUCCAAUUUACAGGGCACUCGAGCUGAUUUAUGCGUCCUGUCUCAGCCCUUGCUCAUGUCGCGGCGGGGAUUGAACUUUUGACCCCUUGGACUGUAGACAGGCUCACGCGCCACAGAGCUCCCAUGUCUACAUCCCUCAAAUUCCAAUUUUUCCAGGUAUACGUGCUGGGCGGGAUCGUCGAUCGGGUCGUGGAGAGAAAAAUCCCCAGGAAAGCCUCCUUUGAGGCGGCCUCUUCUGCUGGCGUCCGUUCUGCACGGCUUCCCAUCGACAAAUUCAUCGAGUUAACUUUCUUACCUUUGAAAAAGUCGAAUUGGUACUUCUAGGUUCAAGUCCGGGUCGAAAUUCUUGACACUGACCGCCGUUCACGCAAUUUUGCACCACGUCCAUUUGACCGGCAACUGGGAGGAGGCUUUUGAAAAGUUUGAGUUCCUAACGGUCUGAUUCCUCUGCGCUCUUGUUUUUGUGCGCAGUCCGUUUUUCGCGACUGGAAAGGGCGGGACUUCUCCGCGCCCUCCUUAUCUCUCGACGUCUCUCUCAUGUCUAUGUGCUAUUUCCACAUUUCUCUGACCUCGCCGGUGAGGGAACAGAGAGACGCAGACACGCGAAAACUGUCGGACGGACUAUACUGUUAAAAUUUUUUGUGCCAGGCUCCCCCGGACUAGAGAGUGCGCUAAAGUGGCCACUAAAACCACCUCUAUAGUGGCCACUGUUUUCCGUUUUAGGGGCCCCUAUAGAGGUUUUCUAUUUAUUGGCCAAUUCAGUAGUUUUUCAUUCCUUCCAGUAACUCUGAUAAUUUUGAAACAAACUUAUUGGACCAGUUAUAUUGAACUAUGGACCCCUAAAGUGGCCACAAAAAUUUUUAGUGGUCAAGUAGUAGCGCUUAGACCUUUCUAGUGGCCACUAGUUUUCAACCCCUUAAGUGACCACUAAUUCAACUACUAUAGUGGCCUUCAAAACCCUAUAGUGGCCACUAAAACGUCCACUAAAAAAUUUUUCCCAGACCUCGCCGGUGAGAGAAAAGAGAUUGCAGACAAUUCAGACAAUUUCUAAUAUCUUCUUCAUUUUUUUUUUCCAAUUUGUCUCUUUAGGUACAUCCCAAUUCGCAACAAGAAAGAAUCAGCGGAAAAGAACCAGCAUGCUCGCUCCAAACACAUCAUGAUCCGAGAAUUCAACCAUCGUGUGCAGCAGAUCGUCGCCGAGAAGCUGGGCGAGGAGCCGAAAUGA
Caenorhabditis auriculariae is the source of this 2876-nucleotide messenger RNA. NCBI's taxonomy places the organism in Eukaryota, Metazoa, Nematoda, Chromadorea, Rhabditida, Rhabditidae. The record is from the annotation of a GenBank genome assembly.